Molecule: messenger RNA, 1302 nt
Organism: Daldinia loculata
Lineage: Eukaryota; Fungi; Ascomycota; Sordariomycetes; Xylariales; Hypoxylaceae
Product: prephenate dehydrogenase
Exons: 5
Coding region: 1-1302 (433 amino acids)
Biological process (GO): L-tyrosine biosynthetic process
Molecular function (GO): prephenate dehydrogenase (NAD+) activity; NAD+ binding; prephenate dehydrogenase (NADP+) activity
Source: RefSeq, a predicted model, not a curated record
AUGGAGAAGUUCAUCGUCGGCAUCAUUGGCAUGGGCGACAUGGGAAAGAUGUACGCGCGGAGGCUUAGCGAUGCUGGUUGGAGAGUAAUGGCUUGCGAUAAGGAGGAUCAAUAUGAGAGUUUACGUGAAGAGUUUACAAGUCGGAGCAAUAUACAAAUUCUCCGAAAUGGCCAUCUUGUAUCUCGCGCGUGUGACUAUAUUAUUUACAGCGUAGAGGCCGCGGCGAUUGACCGUGUCGUUGCCGAGUAUGGCCCAUCAACAAAGCUUGGUGCCAUCGUAGGUGGGCAAACAUCGUGUAAAGACCCUGAGAUUAAGGCAUUCGAAGACCACCUCCCGGCGGACGUGGACAUAGUUUCUUGCCAUUCUCUCCACGGCCCUAAAGUCGACACGACAGGCCAGCCAUUAGUUAUUAUCAGACACCGGGCUUCCGAUGACUCCUUUAAGAAAGUCGAGACCGUCCUCCAAUGCUUGCAUUCAACGCACGUAUACCUAUCAGCACACGAGCAUGACCGCAUCACAGCGGACACACAAGCUGUAACGCACGCAGCGUUCUUGAGCAUGGGCAAGGCGUGGCAUUCAACGCGGCAGUUCCCUUGGGAGGGCGCGCGCUACGUCGGCGGCAUCGAGAACGUCAAGAUCAACUUAACCCUACGCAUCUAUAGCCAGAAAUGGCACGUGUACGCCGGUCUCGCGAUUCUAAACCCAGAAGCCCGUAAGCAGAUCGACCAGUACGCGAAGAGCGUGACAGAACUGUACAAACUCAUGCUGGGCGGACACCUCGACGAGCUGAGGGCGCGCGUCCUAGCCGCUAAGGAGAAGGUGUUCGGCGAAGAGCACAAGCCAAAGUGGGCUGAUAAGCCACUGCUAAAGGACGAGGUCCUGGACCAGUUCAUCCUAGGAGGUGCGCGAGCAGAGCGCCAACAGCCGCUUCCUAAUAACCACCUCAGCCUGCUGGCGAUGGUGGACUGCUGGAGCGCGCUGGGCAUCGUGCCGUACGACCACAUGAUCUGCAGCACGCCGCUAUUCCGGCUGUGGCUCGGAGUCACGGAGCACCUGUUCCGGGACGCGGGGCGACUAGACGAGGCGCUGCGGAUCGCGGUCGAGGACAACACGUUCCGCAGCGACGACCUCGAGUUCACGUUCGCGGCGCGCGGCUGGGCGGAGUGUGUUAGUCUUGGUCACUUCGAGACGUGGAAGGAGCGGUUUGUCGUUACGCAGAAGUUCUUCGAGCCGAGGUUCCCUGGCGCUAUUGAGGUCGGGAAUGCGAUGGUGAAGGCGGUGCUGGAGAGUACUAAGGACUAA